AUGACAGCUGGAACUGUUGUCAUAACCGGAGGAAUACUGGCCACAGUGAUACUUCUGUGUAUCAUAGCUGUGCUCUGUUACUGUAGACUCCAGUACUACUGCUGUAAGAAGAAUGGGUCUGACAGCGGCUCCGUCUCUCAGCAACACUUUGCGUGCAACGCUUGCAGUGUCUCUGGCCUGGACGGGUCGAUCGUCACCCCGCUGUCCAUGUCACCACCAGAGCCGCCCGGAUCCUCCGACCCCACCAAACCCACAGGGGGGCAACGCAGUUACUGCCCCACCUGCUCACCCUAUGACUCGCCCUUCUACAUCCGUACCACUGAUGAGAUGCGCAAUGGUGGUGAGCGCAUCACCUACAUGCCCACACACUAUGAGAACCAGGCGCUGGCGAUGCCGCUGCCCGCCGUCCGAGGCUCCCUGCUGAGGGAGACCCAGCGAGGCCGGCCUCCCGAUUUCUACACCAACACCAGAGCCAUCAGCACUGAGGUGUGA
Messenger RNA from Anoplopoma fimbria (sablefish), 492 nucleotides. RefSeq names its product family with sequence similarity 163 member Ab (gene fam163ab). Bases 1 to 492 code for a protein of 163 amino acids. The transcript is spliced from 2 exons. Lineage: Eukaryota; Metazoa; Chordata; Actinopteri; Perciformes; Anoplopomatidae. The record is from RefSeq and is a predicted model, not a curated record.